Molecule: messenger RNA, 2370 nt
Organism: Penicillium samsonianum
Lineage: Eukaryota; Fungi; Ascomycota; Eurotiomycetes; Eurotiales; Aspergillaceae
Product: ATP-binding protein
Exons: 8
Coding region: 1-2370 (789 amino acids)
Molecular function (GO): ATP hydrolysis activity; ATP binding
Source: RefSeq, a predicted model, not a curated record
AUGGCACCUGUUCAAAGCAGCCCAAGAUUGCCUUCAGAGCACAUGGCAUUGAACGAGACUUCUUCUCCCUGUCACCAAGGCAUGACGCCGCCGGAUAGCCCAACGAAGGGGGCAGCUACGUCUCAGACGAUGUUAAAGGACGUGAAGCAUUUCUUUGCUGUGUUCCUUGAAAAGAUGUCCGACCUUGCCAACCAAGAACCUCCAAACACUCCUGUCUCCUGGGACCAGUCCCCAGCAGCCCCCGACAUGAUUCGACUGAAGCAGUUGCUGGUAAAACUCACCAGCGAUGAAUGUGCUUCACUUGGACCCUUCGCGGCAACUGAUCCUGCUCAGUCUGGCCUUGCCAAAAAUGAACAGGAAGAGGUUGCUCAGGCGGUAGAUGAAAUCGAUCUCAAUCGUUCAAUCUGUACUACUCCAGAUGAUUUCAAAUCGUUUGAGAAAUGGGCAUCGGCAUCCCAAUUCAAAACAGUCGUGGAAACUUGGGACAAAGAGGCAUGUAAAUACAAGACAGCCGAGCCGACGGAGACUAGCAUUGGUCUGGACGACUACGCUGAAUAUGCAUUCAUUGUCCGUGAACGUGUUGACCGAACGUCCGAGGAGGUAGUUCCAUUCAUAGACAUCAAGUCGGAAGGCUUACGCGACAUCCUGCGAGACAUGCUGCACGACAUCAAGGCCGUUAGCCUGAUGGAGGACAAGCCAUCGAUCGAGCAAAAUUUCCUUUUUCAUUUCCUCCCAGAGCUCGACAGAUGUGCGGAGAACAUGGAUAGCAGUUCGGACCAUGAGUCGGCACAUGCGAAGCAUCUCCUCUUGCUCAUCGACCACCUCAAGCACACAUAUGCUUCUACUUUGCAGCGUCUCGAAUCAAUGUUGCAGCACGGUCAUAUUACAUAUGACCUUCUCUGGGCGCUUUUCAAGCCUGGUUGCCAUGUUUAUACCACAUGCAUUGGCACAAAAGAGCCGCGAAGUGUCGUAUUCGACGCGGGCGAAGAGAUGACACACAAUGACGAGACGUGGUUGAAUCUCGAGUGCCGAUUUCUUGAUUAUAAUGGAGUCAAGUUCGGCGAGGCCGGUAUCUUUCUGCGAGUGGCCAAGUUCCGAGGAUCAAAGCCGAUCGAGAGCCUUGAGGCCUUCCCUCUCUGCCACCAUACAAGUCACGAGAAAGUCCGGAAAGAUUUGGUCGAGAGAGGUCAAAAGUUCCGGAAUUUGGCCGGCUCACAUGUUCGGCACUGCGAAGGCAGCGCAUUCUUUAUCAACAAGGGGAAGGCUAUCAAAGUCAACAUCAACAGUCGAGUGGCAGUGGACGCCGCAUUUUUCCAUGAAAUGCAGCCAAACUACUCCCGACCGUCACUCCGCGACAUUGGGGUCAAGGAUAAGGGUGGAAUUGCAGUCUUUGACAUUGGUGCAAUGCUCAUGGAGGGCCGUGAGCGAGAGAAGGAGAAAAUGCGAGGAGACAGUGUGGAUGCACAAAAGCUGAGCGAGGCCGAUUUACUGGUCGCCUGCCCAACAGUUUGCUGUUUCAGUUUCCAGGAGAAAAUGUUCUUGGAGUGCGCAGUUAGUGCUCUUAGGGACGUGGAUUGGUCACCUGAAUCGUUCGAUUGCCUGCAGAUAGCCUCCGAGACCAAGACACUCCUCUUGUCAUUGGCGAGAACCCGCCUAGGUCUGAUACCGACGGUACCGUUCGACGACGUGAUUGACGGUAAAGGUCAAGGGCUCAAUAUGUUGCUGAAUGGUCCGCCAGGCGUCGGGAAGACUUUCACCGUCGAGGCAACCUCGGAAUAUUUCAAACUCCCUCUCUACUCGAUAUCUGCAGGGGAGCUUGUUGUCGAUCAUGGGGACUCCCACGCACUAGAAUCACAACUUGAAAUCAUUUUCAAAAUCGCAAAGCAUUUCAACGCUAUUCUUCUUUUGGAUGAAGCCGACGCGUUCAUGGCAAGUCGUACCGAGCUCCAUGAUAGCCAUAAUCGUCUGGUCACUGCUUUUCUCCGCAAGCUAGAGUAUUACCGGGGACUGCUUUUCUUGACUUCGAACCGGGGUAUCCAGUUUGACGAUGCAAUUCUGAGCCGAAUCCAUUUGACCAUUGAGUAUGAAGAUUUGACAAAAGACUUCCGCAUAGGCCUCUGGAGAACCUUUUUGUUCAAGGCCCGAACACUCCAAGGUCCUGCCGUGAUUGAGGAGGAGGACAUCCAGCGAUUGGAAUCUUUGGCUCUCAAUGGACGAGAGAUCAAAAAUAUCGCAGCAGUUGCACACGCUCUCGCUGAGGCAGAUACAACGCAAGUCAGCUAUAAAUACUUGGAAUUAGCCGCGAAAUCGAACAAGAAAUUUUCUAAGGAGUUUGGCAGGCAGGGUCCUGUUGACGGAAUGUAUAUCUAA